Messenger RNA from Aspergillus niger, 1308 nucleotides. RefSeq lists its product as uncharacterized. The record is from RefSeq and is a predicted model, not a curated record. The coding region runs from base 1 to 1308 and encodes 435 amino acids. The transcript has 5 exons. Lineage: Eukaryota; Fungi; Ascomycota; Eurotiomycetes; Eurotiales; Aspergillaceae.
AUGUCAUCAGCCUCGAUUGCCAUUAGGUCCCAAUAUCACUGGAUCCUUUGUUGUUAUCGCGCCACACGGCGAACGAAUCACAACGGUCUAGUUCCUACAUGUCAGGCAGAGGCCGGAACUCAGCUUGCGUCUUUAGCUAGACUAUACUCCGUCUUCUCGACUAACCCUCGCCAGCUCGGACUGGCUGCCGCAUGGAUGCCUCGCCCUAAUCUUACGCGCCCCCGGCGGCCUUGGUGCAUCGCCAUUUCCAUUGCCAUUGCCCUAGUGAUCAUUAUUGUCAUUGUUGUCCCCUGUGCAGUCAUAUUGACUCGCAAGCAUGGUGGUGAAAAGACGAACGUUCUGUUCCCACUAUACAUCUACCCCACCAAUGACAGUACAUGGGAUCCUUUAUAUGAAUCGGUCACGGCGCACCCGGACCUGAACUUCACGGUCAUCAUCAAUCCGUCGAGCGGACCCGGCUCCAGUGCGUAUCCCUCGGAGGAGUAUACCUCCUCAGUGGAACGACUUAGCACAUAUUCCAAUGUACGCAAGGUUGGAUAUGUACGCACGGCUUAUGCCACGCGCAACAUCACCGAUGUGCUGGAUGAUGUCGCCACUUAUGCCGGGUGGGCGAAUCGAUCGCUGACACUAGCGAUGGAUGGGAUUUUCUUUGACGAAGCUCCCUAUGACUACUCGGCAGCAAAGGUUGAGUACAUGCAGACGAUCAGCGAGGCCGUCAAGAGUUCUUCGGGAAUGGGCCGAGAUCGCAUGGUGAUCCACAAUCCCGGUACCAUUCCGGAUAGUCGCUACGAGAACAACGCGACGGACGUCACAGUGGUGUUUGAGAGCUCCUACCAGGAUUUUCACUCGGAAAAGCACAGUCUGAACGCCAUGGCUUCGAAUCGCACGGCAUAUGCGUAUAUGCUGCACUCGGUACCUGACAAUCUCAGCAACAGCACGUUGCGCAGUUUUGUCAACCAGAUGAGCCGAAAGGCCGAGUAUCUGUUCCUGACCACGUUGACGGAAGACUACUACGAGAGUUUCGAUCCGGAGGUAUCUGGCGCUAAAGAGGAUGCUCCACUUGGACCAAGAUCCAUGCGUUGUGAGUUGGCCCGGUCAAGGUUCCCCGAUCGGGGCUGUGAUUGGUGUGAGAUACACCAACUGCAGCCGGCAGGGGAAGGUUUGCAAGAGAAAAGCUUGGAGACGCCCGGCCAGACCUUUGGUCCAUGGUUUAGCGCGGGAGUGGCGUUAUGGUACUUUUUCUUCGUUGCUUUUUUCCUUGCUUUUCGGCUUUCUUGGACAGGCACACAGACAGGACAAGACGACUAG